Lachancea sp. 'fantastica' is the source of this 759-nucleotide messenger RNA. Lineage: Eukaryota; Fungi; Ascomycota; Saccharomycetes; Saccharomycetales; Saccharomycetaceae. The record is from the annotation of a GenBank genome assembly.
AUGUUAGGUGAGGAGUACAUAGGAACGUGGAUGACAUCCUUUUGGCGCUAUUUGUUGUCGCUUUUCUACCGAAAAGAGCUAAAUAUUGUAGUUGUGGGGCUACAAAACUCAGGCAAAACGUCUUUGACGCGUGCACUUGUUUCCAAGCCGUUUGAACGCGAUACUAUCCCGACCCUUGGCGUGCAAACAGAACGCGUCACGCUGGGGCUCAACACAGUGCACGUAUUUGAUCUGGCGGGCCAAACACGGUUCCACCACUUGUGGCAUCGCUAUUUAUCCCGCGCAGACCUUGUUAUUUACGUUCUAGACCUCUCAGACCUGAGCAGUUGGUCGCAGACCAAAUGCAAACUUCAGGAAGUGAUAUGCGAUACUAACCACGACAGCAUUCCCAUGCUGAUUGUGGGAAACAAGAUCGAUCUACUGUCCCAACUGGAGGCCAAUUCCACAGCUUCUGGCCGUCGUCUGUCCAAGAAGACCGCCCCCGACCAAAACACUCUGGAUAAUUGGAAGUUUUUGGCUCCUCUUUUGCGAAACUACGAGUUUGAUGAUAUACCGACCUACCAGCUAGAUGAGACUAAUCUUUACGUUCUCCGCAACGUUGAAAUUCUGUCUAAAGAGCUGGGUUUGGAUCUCAAGAACGGCAUUCUUCACUUGCCAAACUCGCAAAUCUAUCUCGACCGUGAUCUGGCCGUUUUUACCAUAAGUUGCAAGAACGGAGACUACAUUCAAGACGUUGUUGACUGGAUUGUCCAAUUGUGA